CCGAAGCACCACUGCUCUCUUUCAUCCGCAAAGCCAUCCGUUCCUGCCGGGGGGGUGGGGGUUGUGUCUUGCUUUGAUUUCUUUCUCUUGCCCUCUCGUAUUUUAAAGAAGAAUCGGAGGAAAGACAUGGAAAGACCGUGACCAGAGUUUGGCCUCGGUUUACAUGGUUUUGGACGGUGGAGGACUCAGGAAGGCCACCGCCAGAGAGAUGGAGAGGCAGAAGGUUGUUGUGGUGGUGGAGGAGGCCGACGCCGCCCGGACCGCCCUCCUGUGGGCCGUGCGCAACUUCAUUCGCGGCGGCGACUCCAUCACCCUUCUCUACGUCUGCCCCUCCACGCGAUCCAAGCGGAAGCAGAGGAACUAUAGGCUCAAAGGAUUCCAGUUGGCUCUCUCUUUCAAGGACCUCUGCAAUGGUAUCGCCGAGGCUAAGGUGGAGAUCAUAGUGACAGAGGGUGACCAAGGGGCGCUGGUCGUGUCGACUGUGACCAACGUUGGGGCUUCAACUCUUGUGGUAGGACUCCAUGACAAGAGCUUUCUCUACAAGGCUCCCAUUACAAAUAUUGGCACAAGAAGCCUAAAUUGUCGGAUUCUUGCUAUUAAGCAGCACUCAACCACACAGUAUGGCCUUCUCAACACAGACUUCUCUCAAGUUGAAACUACAAGGUUAUGCAUAUCAGAAUCCAGAAACCUAUUUCCUAUCUUCCCUCUGUCUUUAAGAAUGUUCUUUGGAAAGUCUAAGAGGAGAAAGUGCUAAGGUUAUAAUUUAGAGUGCAGGACUAUGGGCAUUCCCCAUGUGACCACAAGCAAACCGUUGAUAUAUAUUUUUUUCUUUUCUUUGACUUGCAACGAAAUACACACACAAAUAGAAAAAACAGUCAAAAAUGUUGAUCCGUGGGUUUCUCUUAACUAUCAAACAGAGAUUUAGCAAUCAGCAGUACUCUUAACAAUUCGGCCAAACUUUCUUUGAUGAUGCUUGCUGUUGCCAUUAUUUACGCAAGCUCCGUUCUCGUGUUGUUCCUUGUGCUGUUUGUUUUGUGCUGCAUCAGUGGUGGCAUGAUUACUGACUGCAUCAGACAAUCCCUGGGUGAUAAUAGGUGCAAGGAAAAGAUUGGUUUGAUUCUGUGGCUGUGUUCUCUUUUGCAAGAUGUUACAGUUGUCUGCGUGGUUUGUGAUCAUCGUACUAAUUACUGCUUGUAUAUUGAUCUUUUGAGGUGUCCACUUUGAGUAAAAGACAACUACUGGUGGUUUUGAUUAAACAAAGCCCGUGACAAGAGUAGCAUCCGUGUAGAGAACAUCAAAACCAUAGUGCUUGCUUGAUCUGGAUUGCUUAUGAUCUAUAAGAGCGCAAUGCUUAUGUAAAUGUUCAGGGUAAUCUACUGUGCUAUGAAUAAUUGUCUGUUGAUAAUAACUUGAAAAUGGAACGGACUAAAUAUGUGUGAAAAUAAAUACAAAGCUAAUCAA
Messenger RNA from Musa acuminata AAA Group (dessert banana), 1461 nucleotides. RefSeq lists its product as uncharacterized. NCBI's taxonomy places the organism in Eukaryota, Viridiplantae, Streptophyta, Magnoliopsida, Zingiberales, Musaceae. The record is from RefSeq and is a predicted model, not a curated record. Bases 164 to 754 code for a protein of 196 amino acids. The transcript has 4 exons.